This is a messenger RNA of Ciona intestinalis (vase tunicate), 5938 nucleotides long. The record is from RefSeq and is a predicted model, not a curated record. Lineage: Eukaryota; Metazoa; Chordata; Ascidiacea; Phlebobranchia; Cionidae.
GAGCAAAAUUAGAAAUAGGUAAUUGAAAAAAACAUGUACUACCGUUAUUAAAUAACUACACAACUAACUAACUUUAUUCCGAGUUGUGGAUAUGAUUACUUCCUUUAUUUUUCCAUAUAUUACUUCAACAAACCGCAGGCAAAUUUGAUUCAUAAACUUUGAAAUUAGUACAAAUUACAACAACUAUUUAACGCCAAUACGAAACUGAAAGUUUCCUGAAACAAAUAAAAACAAAGUAGCUUUUACGUUAGUUGGACGACUUGACCAAAGUAGUAGCAAUGACAAGUUGGGACCAAAACAGACUUCAGGGCAUGUCAUGCUCGAAUGGUCGCGAAAAUCAAUAAACGAUCGAAGAUCAUCGUUUUUCAGCGAAAUGUAGUUCAUUCUUUGCAGUUUAUGCUGCUCGGAGCAUUAUAGUUGCAGUUUCUCGUGUUUAUGAAGACAAAAUGGAGAAAACCCACAGCGUUUUGUGGAUUUACAAACAGCGUGCAAGGCGGGUGUUUGUGCUUUGCGUGAUUCUUAGUUUUCUCUCGGUGAGCAGCAACACUCCUGCAACUUUUAGGAGAUUCCCUCAACUGCAAAUCAUCACGAUUAUCGUGGACAUUGUUACUGGCUUCAUAUUAUCAAUUGAAGUUAUUGUGAAAAUUAGAAACCAUGGGAUGUUUAAAGGUGAAAAUCCUUGUGGUACAAGUAGAUGGUUCAUCUUUGACUGCGUGAUGGUCAUAUUUAUCUGGCUGUCCAUAAUCUUACAGGCUUUAGAAAUAGCAGGGGGACAGGUGGUAGUGGGAACUCCUGUUGGUUUACUACGUGUACCUCGUGCAUUGAUCAUGCUAAGAGCGUUUCGACACUGCUUUUCUUUUCAAUUCGAAUCGGGACGGAUUGGGAUUAUUGUUGUUCGAGCGAGUCAUCAAAUAGGAGGAGUCACUCUCUUCCUUCUCUUUUUCCUCUUAUUAUACGGACUUCUUGGUGUCCAGUUGUUUGGUACAAUGUCUCAUCACUGUGUUGUUAAUAACACUGAUCCAACAAACAUAACAUUGAGUAACCUAGCCAUUCCUGAUACUCACUGCUCCCCCGAAGACAAAUUUAUGUGUCCAGAUGGUUUUAAUUGCAUGGAACUCCAGCUGUCAAUCAUUCAACGUGGAUUUAGUGGAUUUGACAACAUAUUUAUCAGCAUAAAGACAGUAUAUGAAGCUGCAAGCCAGGAAGGUUGGGUGUUCCUUAUGUAUAAAAAUAUUGACAGCUACCAGGAUUGGCAUGGUUACCUCUACUUUGUCACGCUUAUAUUCUUCCUGGCGUGGCUGGUUAAGAAUGUUUUUAUUGCUGUAAUCAUUGAAACUAUGGCUGAGAUUCGUGUUCAGCUGCAUAAUUUAUGGGGAAACUCAAAAUGCAGCCACACCACCUAUGCCACACAGCGUAUAACAAGUGAAGGUAGUUCAACAAACUGGGCUUUGGUUGACUUUGAUAUGAAAAAAUCUCAUCCAAAGACAAUUGAUGCGUGGAGACAAGCUCUUAGAUCAAGAUGGUUCCACCUAAUGAUGUUGAUAGUUAUCGUGCUAAAUGUUUGUAUAUCAGCUGUACAACCUCGCAUGGAUAAAAGGGUGUGGAACUUCUACAGCAUAGCAGAGUUAUUUUUCACUGUUAUAUUCGACAUGGAACUCAUCAUUAAAGUAAUCACGCUUGGCCCACGUGGUUACUUCAAGCGAAACAUCUACAAAUACGAAGCUUUCCUUGCUUUGGUCACCACAUUUAACACAGCAUGUUCAUAUGAUGUAAUACGAAGUGUGCCAGUACUGAGGAUCAUCAGACUUGUUAAACUUUCACCAACACUGGAGAAUUUUCUUUACAAGAUAUUUGGACCAGCAAAGAAGAUUGGAUUGUUGGUUGUUUUUACUCUGAGCAUUCUAACCUUCAUGUCAACUAUAAGUCUACAGAUGUUAUGUCAUGUGGAACAUCUUUAUUCAUUUGCAACAUUCCCAGAGGCGUUUAAGUCAAUGUUUCAAAUCAUGACCCAGGAAGGUUGGAUCGACGUCAUGCAUGAGGUCAUGAAGCUUGUCAGUGAUAGCACAAGGAUACCGGUAUCCAUCUACUUUAUCUUGUACCAUCUAUUUGUAACAACAGUUGUCAUCAGUUUAUUUGUUGCUGUUAUACUUGAUAACUUGGAAUUAGAUGAAAAUCUUAAGAGGUUAAAACAACUUAAAGUGAGUGAACAAAGUGUGGAGUUACAACAACCCUUCAGACUCAGAAUAUUUGAACGUUUUCCCAAUCGACCCGAAAUGGUCCGUCUCUCCAAGAUGCCGAAUGAAUUUCUUCUUCCCCGAUUGCGAGACAGUUUCAUGCGUCAGUUCGUCGAUACUCGCUCACCAAUUGCCCACUCAGUGGCAGCAUCGCACUCUACAGGGUUACCACUGUCGGCUUACGCAAAUUUUUCAACUUCAUCUGCCAUCGUUGCUUCAACUGUGCUAGCUACACGAGUAGCAGUGCAGGAAGAUGGAUUACCAAACUCCAUAAAGUUUCAUCAGGAACAAGAUGUGGUUUUGAACCCAGAGAUCAGGAAUGGAUUCCCGUAUCGGGAUCGUCUUCUAUGGAAGAGAAUGAAGAACAACCAAGAUCUUGCUCUUGUUCCUCAUUCAUCAAAAAAGAAACCAUCAUUGAUGUGCAACCACAGAAUAAAUGAAGUCAAACCAAACAUGCUCGACUUUCUAAUGAGAGAUUGUGCACAACAGAGAAUUUCAAAAGAAUCCUCUGGUCUUACAAGCAGUGCAGUGGGUACCAGUAAGUCUCUUCUCGGAGCACAACACCUAAUUCGCAGGGAAAGACGGCCCUUUUUCCCAAAUCGGCGAACAUUUAAUGAUGAGAACAGACUGACGACAGUGGACAACAAUAUACGGGCAUCGGAGUCGUUGUACGACCACAACGCACAGCAGGAAGUUGACAUCAAACUCAUUCAUCUAAAAUGUCAGCAAGCGCUGCUGAAGAGACAACGCCAUGAACAGGAGUUACGCGAAAACCAUCCACUGUUUGACACCCCUUUGCUCUUUAUAAAAAGGGACAGCCAAUUUCGAAAAAUAUGCAAGUACAUUGUAACAGCUCAAUACGGAAAAUCAGAAAAUUCAUCAGAGAAUGUGAAAGAACAAGGAAACUCACAAGUUCUACACGACUUGCUUGGCCUAGUACCUUACCUAGACUGGUUCAUGAUACUUGUAACAGUAACCUCAUGCUGCUCAAUGCUGAUGGAGAAAACUACAAUGAGAAUACACGAUACACCUGCUUUGCAAGUAGCUGAAUAUAUCUUUGUAGUUUCAAUGGGCUGUGAGCUUACACUCAAGGUAAUCGCUAACGGGGUAUUUUUUACCCCUAAACCCGCAUUUAAGGACUUGGGUGGUUUUCUCGACGCUGCAAUAUUUAUCGUGUCUGUCGUUUUCCUGUGUACAUUGUCUGGCUCCCAUACAGGCCAAUUCCUGAUGAUCUUAAGAUGUUUUCGGCCGCUAAGAAUAUUUAAACUUGUUCCACAAAUACGUAAAGUUGUCAUCGAGUUAUUUCGAAGCUUCAAAGAGAUUACCAUGGUGUUCAUUCUCCUUGUGGCUUUGAUCUUCGUUUUCGCGAGUUUUGGUGUCCAGAUGUACGGAGGUCAACUUGCUGCAUGCAAUGACCUCACUAUCACUAAAAAGUCAGACUGUCAUGGCAUCUUCUUUCAAACUGUAUGGCUUUCCAACAACCUUAACAUAGAAGAAGACCCACCAGGCUUCAUGGUUCCCAGGGUGUGGACCAACCCACGGAAUUUUAACUUUGAUACGAUAGGAUCCGCAACACUUGCUCUCUUUGAAGUUUUAUCAUUAAAAGGUUGGAUUGAAGUGAGAGACAUCCUAGUUGAAAGAAUGGGACCGCUACAUGCAAUCUACAUUCACCUAUUUGUCUUUCUUGGUUGUAUGAUGGGACUCACUCUCUUUAUUGGUGUUGUUAUCGCUAAUUACAAUGAGAACAAAGGAACAGCGUUGCUUACAGUUGACCAACGUCGUUGGGAGGAUUUAAAAAGUCGACUCAAGAUUGCGCAACCUCUGCAUUUACCACCAAGACCACCUGGGAAUGGAAUUCGAGCAAAAAUGUACGACCUGUCGGAACAUCAUAGAUUUAAAGCUGCCAUUGCAUGCUGUGUGAUGGUUAGGUCGCUACUGCUUUCAAUAAAGUGGACAUCAUCUAAUCCUCAUGCUCGCUAUCCUCUCUAUGCGUCGAUUGUCUUCACUUUCAUCUUCCUCUUAGAGAUGAUCAUUAAGGUCAUCGGACUUACUUUCAUUGGAACCAUCAGUAGUUGGAGGAACAGGUACGACAUGGUGGUGACGAUAUGUGAUGUAGGAUGGGUGAUGAUGUGGUUCAUAUUACCCGGACAAAAUGCUUAUGUUUAUAACAUAGGUUGGGUAUUGGUGGGGCUCAGGUUCUUCAGCAUAUGCGGAAAACAUGCAACACUGAAGAUGUUGCUUACCACAGUGGCAGUGAGUGUUUACAGAUCUUUCUUCAUCAUACUUGCAAUGUUCCUCCUACUUCUGUGUUACGCAUAUGCUGGUGUCGUGCUCUUUGGAACGGUUAAGUAUGGUGAAAAUAUUGACCGUCAUGCCAACUUUGCUACUGCACCACUUGCAGUCACCGUGCUGUUCCGUAUCGUUACUGGUGAAGAUUGGAAUAAAAUAAUGCAUGACUGCAUGAUCCAGCCCCCUCGGUGUACACCACACCACAACUACUGGGAAACUGACUGUGGCAACAAAACAGCAGCAUUGGUUUACUUCUGUAGUUUCUACGUCAUCAUUGCUUAUAUUAUGCUCAACCUGCUAGUUGCCAUCAUUGUUGAGAAUUUCUCACUUUUCUACACGAUGGACGAAGACAUUCUACUCAGUUAUAACGACCUGCAUAUGUUCCAAGUCACGUGGAAUACUGUGGAUGUGAAGAGAAAAGGAGCUAUUGACGUAAAAGACGUCGAAUCCGUGCUUCGUCUAUUAAAAGGUCGUCUCCACAUAGACCAAUAUAGAGACAGGUUGUUGCUUAAACAUAUGUGCUAUGAGAUGGAACGCGCUGGCCGUAGGUCAAACACUGGGAAUCGUUCUAACGGAUGGACGGCCAACGGACAGACUUUACGCGGCAGGAACGUGGAGGAAGCGUUGUAUGUAACUUUCCAUGACGUAUUGAUGAUGUGCGCGUAUAGGAGCGUGGACAUCCGGAAGAGCUUGCAGUUAGAAGAGCUUCUGAUGCGAGAGAAACUAGAAUCGGAAAUUGAGGAGGAAGUUGCAAAGAGGACGAUCCGAAAGUGGCUGGAACGUUGCAUUCGUAGCAGAGCGAAACAGCGAACCAUGUUAAACGACAGUUUCAUCGACAAUAAGAUGAGCGCCAACUCCGUUGUGACGUCACAAGCGAAUGACCCGGCAAAGAUACCGAGCGUUGAAACUCCUGGAGAUGUGAAUGUGGAUUCUGAUGAUGCGGAUGGCGUGUUCGACGUGUCCAACCAGAAAUAUUUAAAAGGGGGGAAGCACCGACGUACUGGGUUAUGGAAACCCCCUCCAUCUUUCGUGCCAGGAGGGCCCACUACAACUAAACUUCCAUCUUUAAUGGUGGAUGGAUCUUCUUUAUCUGAUGAAGGGACAGAUGGAAGUAGUUACGAAGAUAAAAGCAGCUCAAAGUCGUUGUCCACAGAAUUUGACCAGUGGUGGGAUCGUUUCGACAACGAUUAAGAAUUUAUGUUUUAUAAACCGUGUGUAUAAUGGAUGCAUUAAUAUGGUAGGGCGGGGAAAGAUGGGACACCUUUCGUACAGUUUGUUUGCGUAUUACUAUCAGUGUAGUAUAUUGUGAGUAAAAUGUGUACUAAGUGUUCACACAAGUCGCAGAAAUGGCGUCAAAAUGAUUAUUGCUGUAUUCUUGCAUAGUCCGCUGUUACUAUAAAUAGAUUUUAGUGUUA